GAUGCCGAGGAAUUUCCCAACCUGGCAGUUGCAUCUGAAAGAAGAGACAGAAUAGAGACACCGAAAUUUCAAUCUAACAGCAGCCACAGGAUAACUUUAGAAACAAUGUAAAGAAGAGCCAGCUUCCAGUGCAGCUGGAUUUGGGGGCAUGCUGACAGCCCUGGAGAAGAAGCAGCACUCUCAGCAUGCAAAGCAGUCCUCCAGACCAGUGGUAGUCUCAGUUGGAGCAGUGCCAGUCCUUUCCAAAGAAUGUACGUCAGGGGAGAGAGGCCGCCGCGUGAGUCAAAUGAAGACCCCACACAAUCCCUUGGACUCCAGCGCCCCGCUGAUGAAGAAAGGAAAGCAGAGGGAGAUCCCCAAGGCCAAGAAGCCAACCUCACUGAAGAAGAUUAUUUUGAAAGAACGGCAAGAGAGAAAGCAGCAGCGUCUCCAAGAAAAUGCUGUGAGUCCAGCUUUUACCAGUGAUGACACACAAGAUGGAGAGAGUGGUGGUGAUGACCAGGUUCCUGAGCAGGCAGAGCCCUCAGGGCCAGAGGGGAUGGACGAACCGAUCUCCACUCCUGCGAUUGAGGGCAAGUCUGAAGAGCCACCAGGCACAGAACUCCAGAGGGACACAGAGGCCUCCCACCUUGCUCCCAAUCACGCCACCUUCCCUAAGAUCCACAGCCGCAGAUUCAGGGAUUACUGCAGCCAGAUGCUUAGUAAAGAAGUGGAUGCUUGUGUUACCGACCUACUCAAAGAACUGGUCCGUUUCCAAGACCGUAUGUACCAGAAAGAUCCAGUCAAGGCCAAGACUAAACGUCGACUUGUGUUGGGGUUGAGGGAAGUUCUCAAACACCUGAAGCUCAAAAAACUGAAAUGUGUCAUUAUUUCUCCCAACUGUGAAAAGAUACAGUCAAAAGGUGGGCUGGAUGACACUUUGCACACAAUUAUUGAUUAUGCCUGUGAGCAGAACAUUCCCUUUGUGUUUGCUCUCAACCGCAAAGCUCUGGGGCGCAGUUUGAAUAAGGCAGUUCCUGUCAGCGUGGUAGGGAUCUUCAGCUACGAUGGGGCCCAGGAUCAGUUCCACAAGAUGGUUGAGCUGACAAUGGCGGCCCGACAGGCGUACAAGACCAUGCUGGAGAAUGUGCAGCAGGAGCUGGCGGGAGAACCCAGGCCUCAGGCACCUCCCAGCCCGCCCACACAGGGCCCCAGCUGCCCUGCAGAAGAUGGCCCCCCAGCCCUGACAGAAAAAGAAGAGCCACACUACAUUGAAAUCUGGAAAAAACAUCUGGAAGCAUACAGUCCAUGUGCCCUGGAGCUAGAGGAAUCCUUGGAGGCUUCAACCUCUCAAAUGAUGAAUUUGAAUUUAUGAGAGUUCUUGCCUGUGUAUCUGUAUUUUGGCACUCCUAGGUCUGGAAGUAAUGAUUGUCAAAAGCCUCCAACACUGCACAGACCUGCCGGGGCCAGAUCCUGGCUCAGUCCCAACCUGCGCUUGCGUUCUUCUCACCACAGCCAAUGGCAGGAAAGAAUCUUCACUGCUUUUUGCUUGUCAGGUAAGCAGGGUAUUGUUUUGGCUUUGAAAGUGCUCUUAAUUGAAUUCAGUCAUGCCAAUAUUGUACCUCUGAGAAGUGGCCAGUGAUGAGCAAAUAAAAUUGGAAUGAGUCAGAAAUGACAUGCUACGGGCAGGGCUGGAAAUGUGACCAGAGGUUGGUGUAUGAAGGCACCGUCCGCCCUGUCAUCUGUGGAGCUCACAGUGACCAGUGUGAGCCUUGCUGUUCUUCACACGUUCUGAGCUGUUUAGACAUGGGAAGUAGAUGUGGUCAGUCAGGCCAUCAGUAGUCCGAAAGCAGCGAGUCAUCUCCACCCAUUUAUCUUUCAGGGCAGUCAGCGGGGCCGGCAGGAAAGGAGAGGGCUUUCCUGCUUCCUCCUCCCCUCAUCAGUAGGUAGCAAGUCAGUUGUGGUAAGUUUGAAAAUAGGAGAUUAUUUGAGAAUGAAAGUUCCAAAAUUAAUUUGUGGGGAAAAAGACAAAAUAGCUAUCAGCUGCACUCAACAGCUAGAAUUUUAAAAUUUGAUAAAUCAAAAAGUUAAAGAUCUCUACAGAGAUGAAUUCCUCUGCUCAGAGCCCCUUUUUAGAGCUCUCUAGGUCUGUGAUGUUUGUUUUGCUAAUCUUAAGAUAAAAGCAGCUUAAACAGAGUAGGUAGGCUUUUCAACAUUUCAUGCAGCUGCUGAGAGCUUUCCUUCUGGGACUGACCAAACUCUCACCACGUGGUUGCCCGGUGAUGCUGUCAUUUUCUUGGCAGUGAAGGACUCCAGCUGAAGCCACUGCUGCAGGUGACUUCAGCUCCCUCAACGUGCAGAUGGUGCCGCAUGAAGCACACAGCUCUGGGCCAGGGGCGCCAAGUACAGUCAUUUAACUGAACAAUGUACAACUCUAUUUUUACUUUUCCAGCAGAGCAAAGACUCAAAAAUUCAUCCUCAUAACUACAUUUCCCAAUAGAACACUCCACAUUAUGAAAACUUUAAGUAUGUAAUUAUUUUGUUAAGAGUGAAAGUGCUCGAAAUCCAGACUUUAGGAGAAGAUACAGAGAACAGCACCAAGAAUGUAAGUCCAAAGCCCAUAGCAUUUCACUCAGCAGUUUGUAGUGGUUGAAGCCACACCCAAAGCAAGAACCACAGUGAGCUGAUGGAUAUUUUACAGGAAAACUUCAGGUUAUGAGUGUGAUAGUUCUGGGAGCAAGACUGGCAUCCUUGGCUGGAUGGGCAAGCACACGCCUCACAGGCGGCUAGGCCUCUUGACUCGCGGUGCGGAGGGGGGACGUGUGGAGACAACCAGGGUGUCUCCGGCGUCUUCAGGACACCUCUGUCGUGAUGGAUCCUGAAGGAAUUAGCAGGCAAUGUAUGCUGAUCCCACACAAAGGCUGUUACAGAACUCGUCCAGCCCCAGAAAGAGGGGAUGCAAAACAGGUCAUUGUCAUACUGCUGGGAAGACACUCAGCAUUUGCUAGGAUCACCAGAGGGGUGCGGCUUGCUUUUAACAGAGACUUUGGUUUUAUGAUAGACAUGAAAACUGUCAUUCCACAGACAAGAAGAGACGUGUGUAUAAGAUUAAAGGCUGAGCAGGUUUAGGACAAGUUCACACACACAGUGACAGUCUUCAGAGAUAUAGCUUUAAUAAUUAGAGACUUGAAAGCAGGUAGAACAAAACACUCAUGACACUCAUUCCAUUGACAAGAAAUUUAAUAUGGCACCAGGAGAUUUGCAUAAUUGACCUGUUUGGCUUUCUGCGACAAGCUCGGUGUCCUGUUGCAGAAGCUGAGCAUUGACAGGGGACAGAGGCAUAAACUGCAGCGCUUGAUAAAACAGAGCCCAGUAUUCUGAGGUUAGUGAAGAAAACACAAAAGACUUGACAGAUGCACUCCCAGAUCGCAUCUCACAGUCAUUCAGGGUUUAAGGCAAGGCAUUUUCAUGUGGAGUCUCACCUUUUCUUGUCCCAGUCAUGCAUCUUAGAGUUCCUUGGCUAAGUCUGCAGGUAGGAGAAGCGGUAGGCUUGAUUUGCAUCAAUAAAAGCAGCGAUCUGUGCUGGCCAUGCUAACCCUGUUGGCUGUUAGGGGGUAGGGGCACUCUGUAAAGGGGAGUCACUGGGACAGUGUAGGAUCAGCCUUCAGAGCCUGCUGCCUGACCCUAGAGGAGGAGCCUGCACACAUACUGCUGUUUUAGUUCACGAGCAGCUGUCGAAGCCUGUUAGCCAUCCUGGUUACCUGCUUGUGCCAGACAGAACUUCCUGUCCCAGGUAAGCACCUAAUUUUUUAAGUCUUAGUUCCUGUCACAGGCCCACUUGGGUUCAGGGCUUCUCCACUGCCCCGUCUCUGGGAGGUACGCAUCAGGUGGUAGCCAGUGGCUGUGUUCAGAGCGGGUUUGGGCAAGACAGCUCACAGUUGCGGGGGACCAGGCCUUCUCCGGGGGUGGCUGUGGUCAGUGGCAGCAGGGUCUGGUUGGGGUUGAGGUCGGUGUCAGGGACUCCUUCCUGGUGGCUACAAGGUGUCCUUGCUACAGCUUUCCUGAAAGAACAAUGUGGUCUUUGAAUCCUUGGCGGAACGGAUGGGCCUUUCCUGCUCUGCAGCCCAGUCUGUCUCAUAGCCCAUCCCAGACAGAGCACUCAAGGCCUCAGCCCCCUGUUGUGGUUCCCCUCCUUGGGGUCUAAAGAUCCAAAUGCCACGAGUGGUUCUCCCAUACGUGACGGGAAGACAGAGCAGCAGCGCAUUCACUCGACUCCCAGGUUGUGCUGAGAGGGAGGAGGGCUGGAGAGAGGGAGGCUGUGUGUGCUGAAGUACAGAGGAUCAGCUAUAAAUGCCCAGGCUUUGGUGACAACAGUUCGGGGGUCUGCUGGCAGCCACGUAACCCACACACUUUAACGCACUCAUUUGAGUGCUGCAGACCCCACCCUGGUUGGUAGCACACACAGUGAUGAAUCCCUGCCUUUGCCUUCUGUAUCAGCUAUUUGGGAGCCAGGGCUGGACAACUCUGCCUCCGUGGGGAGACAGGGAGCCUCUAGGGAGCCUCUGCCUGCAACUUCCGUGCCAUAGCCCAGUCCCUGCCAGGGUUUAGUUCAGUAAGCCACUCCCCCUGACCCCUCCAGCAGGUGCUGCAGGUGAGGCAUCCAGCCAGGAGCUACCUGGAGGGUUCCCCACCUCAAAGUAGUGACUGGCUGAGUGCUCUGUACAGGGGGUGGGGUGGCCGUGGGGGCCCAUCUAACAGACAGCUCCCACUGGUGAGCCCCUCCCAAUCUUGCCUCCCUUCUUCAGUCUCCUUUAAGGGCUGGGUCCAGAUGCCCCUUGAUCUGCAGCCUCAGCAACAAGCCAUGGGAUUCCCCUCGCAGGGUUGCAGGUGCAGCCUGCAUCAGGCCAGGCACCCCAGCAGCAUGGACCGGGGUGACACCCUCCCACCUCUUGCCUAGCGACCUGGCUCCCUGAUCAGCACCUGCCCUUCCUCAAGGGCCACCAAGGCCCCCAAGUGGGCCACGGGCCACCUAGACCAGCGCUGGGCAUGGCCUCUGCUUGACCAUGACACCUCAUAAGAAUCGGUCUUUAGAAGUUAGAUUUGGCCUAGAUGCCCAUCAACCUUGGAAUGACAAAAUGAAGUGUGGCUUCGUGGAGAAUGUUCAGCAGUGAAAAGGAAGGAGUUCAGAACACUGAGCAGGAAAAACAAAUUCCAGAGCCAAGAGAGUCCAAAGUACCUGCACACACAGAAAAGCUGGCCUUGUUCUCAGGUGUGGGGGAGGGGUGCGUCCAGACACAGGUAUUAAAUGGUGUGGGAGGACCCACGCUUCCCUCCCUGGGCAGGACAGUGAUGGCCAGAGAGCCUUUCAUUUCUGUGGCACAUGCUGGAUUUUUGAAAAGAAGAGAUAGCCAGUUUAAUGAAGGUGACUUUAGUAAUGCAUUUUCCCUGCUUUACUGACUGGCAUCUGCUCACCUUUGUCCAGUCUCUUGGUCAACAAUUCCCCACUGUCCAGGAUCAUCAGAGAAUGCUCCUCCCAAGGACUUGACCAAGCUCAGACUCUUUAGCUAGACAAUCCUAGGAAUGAGUCCCAAGGCAAUGAUGGGCCCAGUGAAGCCCUGUUUCUAUCAGUGAGGAGUUGGGAAAUGUCCAAGAAGGGGGCCGCAAGUCACUCAUUCCAAGUGCCAUCGAAGAAUAUUCAGCAACACAGAAAAAUACUGUUACGUGAAAGAAUAGAUAUGUGUAUAUAUGUACACACCCGUGUAUACAUGUGUGAACGCAGAUACAGUCUUGACCUAAAAAUGGCUGGGAUGCUGGUGGUAACUGCCUCUGGAUAGUUAAAUUUGGGAUUGUUUAAAUUUUUUCUUUAUACUUCCCUGGAGUUUCCAACCUUACAACAAACAAGCAUUGCUUUUAUAAUAAUAAUUUUUUAUAAAAGUGUUAUUUUGAAGGAAACAUUCCAUAAACUCAAGGAAAUUUGGAAGGUGCUCCACAACUGUUUUGCCUGGCGGCCCAUCUGGCCCUGGCCUGGUAGACAAGCCCUUGUGAACAGGUUUGGUUUUUGUGCAUAAUUAAGACAAAAAAAAAAAAAAU
Messenger RNA from Macaca mulatta (Rhesus monkey), 6069 nucleotides. NCBI's taxonomy places the organism in Eukaryota, Metazoa, Chordata, Mammalia, Primates, Cercopithecidae. The record is from RefSeq and is a predicted model, not a curated record.